AUGGCCAUUGUACCCUUCUCUCUGUUGUCCUCCACCGUCGCCUCGCUUCCCCACCUCGCAGCCGCCGCGCGUCUCCUCGCCGAGCCCACCCCCGAUUCCAGUUCCACCGCGGACGCUUUCGUCUCCCGGCCCCGGCUUCGCCUGGGGUCUGUGGCCUCCCGUGCCACCGUGCUGAGGAAGGAGCUGGCAUGCUCGUUGGCGGCGCUGCCGGCGCCCUCCACGGCCACGGCAGUCUUUGCAGUGGCUGCGCUGCUCAACUCCGCCGAUGGCGGCGAGGACCUUCUCCUGGCCGUGGCUGCGUUGGCCACCUUCGCAUCCUCGGACGUCGCGCGACUGUCCCUAACGCAGGAGGCCGGUGCCAUGGUGCCCCGUCUGUGCCGCACGCUCGAGUCCGGCAGCACGGCCGCGGAGCACGUGUGCAUGGCGCUGCUCCAGCUGAGGAUGACAUCUCGGGACUCGUCCGCGGACGUGGCCGUGCGUGGCGGGGUGGUAGCGCUCCUGGCCGCCUGCGCCAGUGACACCCCGGCGACCCAGGCCCCGGCAGCCGGGGUGCUCCGGAACCUCGCACGGGGUGGGGCGUGGGUCGACGUGGCGUCCCUGCCGCUGUACGGCCCGGAGCAGCAGCAGCACAAGGACGCCCCCGCCGAGCCGAGCGGAGGUCUGCGCGAUGGCGGCGUUGAGCCCCCUGGCGAGGCCGUGCACGACACCGUAGCUGCGGUUGCCAAGCCCGAUGCAGCCGAAGGGGAGCAGGUCGUGCACGGCUCUCGUGCGCCGACCUCCUCCUGCUGCGGUGGCCCGCCGCGCCAACCCUCCCCUUCGCAGGCGCGGGAGACGAAGAAGGUGACGGUGCGCUCUGCUUCGGCGCCUCGUCGGUGGACUCUAGCUUUGGCACCGCCUCGUCGGCGGACUCCAGCUUCGGCACCAGCUGCUACAGGCGCGUGGGACGUGGACCGCCAGUGCGUUCGGAAUGGGGACUGCGAGCGCGCUGUCCGGCACAUGGAGCGGCUCCGGACGCGGCCGCACUCGUCCGUCACCUCCUUCGCCUGCUCGAAGAAGAUAGGAUGA
Messenger RNA from Miscanthus lutarioriparius, 1065 nucleotides. Lineage: Eukaryota; Viridiplantae; Streptophyta; Magnoliopsida; Poales; Poaceae. The record is from the annotation of a GenBank genome assembly.